Cuscuta epithymum is the source of this 1329-nucleotide messenger RNA. NCBI's taxonomy places the organism in Eukaryota, Viridiplantae, Streptophyta, Magnoliopsida, Solanales, Convolvulaceae. The record is from the annotation of a GenBank genome assembly.
CAUACCUUGCUGCAAUUAAUAAGAUGAGAAUACUGUUGUCAAAAUGACGCGUUAAUAUGAGUAUAUUUGAUCAUAGCUUUUAUUUUUGUUGAAGAAUAGGAAUCGCAUAUCACCUACUCUCGUUUUCGUGGCGCGCAAAAUCAAUCAGCGGUGAUGUCGACAGUGAGUGUUCCGAUGUGUGUGCCUCCGGUUGAACAAGACUGUGAGCAACUCCGAGCUGCCUUCAAAGGAUGGGGAACAAAUGAGAAGUUGAUCAUAUCAAUUUUGGGUCACAGGAAUGCUGCCCAGCGCAAUUCGAUCCGGCAGGCUUACGCUGAAACCUAUGGUGAAGACAUCCUCAAGGAGUUAAACAAGGAGCUCUCAAAUGACUUUGAGAAAAUUGUAGUGCUCUGGACACUGGACGGUCCGGAACGUGAUGCCCUUUUGGCCAAUGAAGCAACUAAGAAAUGGACAGCAAGCAAUCAAGUGCUUGUGGAGAUUGCCUGUACAAGGUCACCUAAGGAGUUGAUUGCUGUCAGAGAGGCUUAUCAUGCUCGUUUCAAGAAGUCCCUUGAAGAAGAUGUUGCACAACACACAACUGGGGACUACCGCAAGCUUUUGGUGCUUUUGGUGAGCUCAUACCGCUAUGGAGGCGAUGAGAUCAAUAUGACUCUUGCUAAACAUGAGGCUAAAUUGUUGCACGAGAAGAUAUCAGACAAGUGCUAUGCUGAUGAUGAUGUCAUUAGGAUUCUGGCUACAAGGAGCAAAUGCCAAAUCAAUGCCACCUUGAAUCACUAUAGAGAUGAAUAUGGACAAGAUGUCCUCCAGGACUUGGAAGGGGAUGGAAAAGACGAGUUCCUUUCCAUACUAAGAACAUCAAUCCAAUCUCUUCUCUACCCUGAGAAGUACUUUGUGGAGGUACUUCGGGGUGCAAUCAACAAAAGAGGCACAGAUGAAGGUGACUUGACAAGAGUUAUUGCAACCAGAGCUGAGGUUGAUAUGAAGGUCAUUCUGGAGGAAUUCCAGAAAGUGAAUAGUAUCCCUUUAGAUCUCGCCAUUGCUAAAGACACCCGUGGUGAUUAUGAAGAUAUGCUCUUGGCUUUGCUUGGCCAUGAUGAUAAUUGAAGAAUAUCACACAUCUCAUCUCAAUAAUAAUGAUUAUUCCCAGAGUUUCCCUUGAAGCUUUUUCAAUAUAGCGCUUUAUAUGUGAUUUAUCGUGCGUGUUUCGAGUGCUUUUUUAAAAAACAAUGUGGUUCAAGAACUCGAUUUCUGUUAUACGAAGCAUCUUGUUAACUAUUGCAUAGUUAUAUGUGUUUUCAUCUUGUCAAAAUUUUAUUAAAUCUAUUCAGC